This is a messenger RNA of Bipolaris oryzae ATCC 44560, 1125 nucleotides long. RefSeq lists its product as uncharacterized. Gene Ontology annotation, biological process: proteolysis. The coding region runs from base 1 to 1125 and encodes 374 amino acids. The record is from RefSeq and is a predicted model, not a curated record. Gene Ontology annotation, molecular function: serine-type endopeptidase activity. NCBI's taxonomy places the organism in Eukaryota, Fungi, Ascomycota, Dothideomycetes, Pleosporales, Pleosporaceae. Gene Ontology annotation, cellular component: extracellular region. The transcript has a single exon.
AUGGAGCUCACCAAAUUCCUCGCUGCUCUUGCAGUCUUCCUGCCCAUCGUCUAUGGUGCCCCUACCGCCGCCGCCAACGACCUCCACCCCGAGAUCCUGGCUGCCAUGAAGCGCGACUUGGGCCUUGAUGCCGACGCUGCUCGUGUCCGCGUUGCCCGCGAGAUCCAGGCCACCGAGGUCAUUGACCAGCUCCGCGCAAAGGCUGGCAGCGCCUUCGGUGGUGCCUGGCUCGUCGACGGCGAGAUCAACGUCGCCGUCACUGACGAGGCCUUGACCUCCGAGGUCACUGCUGCUGGUGCCACCGCCUUGGUCGUUGACACUCCCCUCGAGAAGCUCCAGGAGGCCCAGAAGGCCAUUGACGCCCUCAACGUCCCAUCCACCAAGCGUGCUGAGGAGGCUGCCAACGGAAUCGCCUCUUACUAUGUUGACGUUGCCGCCAACAAGCUCGUCUUCGAGGCCAUCGCCAGCGGUACCGCUAAGGCUGAGGAGCUCGCCAAGAAGGUUGGCCUGACUGAGGCUGACUACGAGGUCCGCACCGUUGAGGAACUCCCCACUACCUUCGCCACUCUCCGUGGUGGUGAUGCCUACUACAUUUCCGGCGGCCGAUGCUCCGUCGGUUUCUCCGUCACCACUGGUUUCGUCUCUGCCGGCCACUGUGGUCGUGCUGGAAAUGCCGCCACCACCAGCAGUGGUGCUAAUGUAGGAACCUUCUCUGGCUCCGUCUUCCCCGGAAGCGGUGACUACUCUUUCAUCCGCGCUAGCAGCGGAAACACCUACCAGGGCAGGAUCAACAACUACAACGGUGGUACUCUCCCUGUCUCUGGCAGCACCGCCUCCGCUGUCGGUGCCAGCAUCUGCCGCUCCGGCUCCACCACUGGUGUCUUCUGCGGUACCGUCCGCUCCCUUGGCGCCACCGUCAACUACUCCCAGGGCAGUGUCACUGGUCUCACCCAGACCAACGUCUGCGCUGAGCCCGGUGACUCUGGCGGCUCUUUCUACUCUGGUGCUCAGGCCCAGGGUGUCACCUCCGGCGGAUCUGGUGACUGCUCCCGUGGCGGAACCACCUACUUCCAGCCCGUCAACGAGAUCCUCUCCGCCUACAGCCUUACCCUUGUCCGUGGUUAA